AUGUUUACAGAAACUCUCGAAAAAUCCAACUUUUUCACUAAAUUAGCCAAAUCAUUAACAAAUCUCGAUCCAAUCUUGAUUUCUAAGUUUUCAAUCCUUAAUUUAACGCAAUACUUAUGGAAUACAAAGUUCACUGAAGUACAAUUUGCUGAAUCUGCCCUUAAUUUGCAGCCAUCUGCAGUUUCUCCCUUUAUUUCCUCAUUAAUUGAGGACAAACCGAAAGAAUUUGCCACAGCAGUUCUUUCUGUCCUCUAUCCAAACGUCGAUCGCGUUAAAAAACUCAUCAGAAACCACUUUUUAACUCAAAAAGUUUUAUCUCAGCACGCACAAGACACUUUGAUCGCAUUUUUAAUUGGCCAAGGUGAAGUGAUCUCUACUAUUGAACUUUGUGGCGAGAUAUGGAGUCGCCAUGUGCUAAUUACUCAAAUGUCGACAGGAUUACACUCCCAGCUCUCCCAUAUCAUAUUAGCGAUGCUUGAUAAAGUCACUAAAGAGGAAAUACAGAACUGCAAAGCCACUUCUUUGAUUAUGAGUGGAGUUACAGCUCAUAUCGGAAUAUCUUCACCAGAAAUCCGAAAAGAAGGACUUAUGAUUGGCGAAAAAAUCACACAUAUCUUAUUACCAGACCAACCAGUCAAAUUCGACGAACUUCACCCAGAAGAUGAUCAAAAAGAGAAAGAAGAGAAAGAAAAGACAGAAAAACUACUGUCAAAACCUCCAGAGUCCGACCAACCAUCGUCAGAUGAUGAAGAUAAAGAGUUAGACAUCGAUGGAGAGUGGAAAGAAGGAAUUGACUUCGCGGCAAAGGGUAAUAGUGACGACGAUUCAGAUGAAGACCCAUUAGUUCCGUAUAAAAUCGAUGAUGAUGUCGGUAGCGAUAAUUUACCAGUAUUACAUCCAAGAGAGCUCAUUAAGCUCUUCAGAACAGACGAGAAUGAUAGCGAGAGAUACAGAAAGUACAAUUCUGCUAUCGUAGCUGCAGCAGAUGUUUGUAAGAGAAUUACUGCCUUAGAAUUACAACAAAUGGGCGGCGAGUUACUUCAAACAUUGAUCAACGCUGACAAUGAAUACAAUAACGAUGACUUUGAAGACUUGAGAAGGAACGCAUUGGUUGCUUUGAUGUCAAGUUUCCCUUUAGAAGUAUCUAAGCUCGUAAUCGCUGAGCUUAGGAAGACCAGGGAUUAUUCACUUGGCAGAAGGCUUGUAGUAAUGACGAGUAUUGCUUAUGCAGCGAGUGAAUUAACUGAAUUGCCAAAACCAGAGCGAGAAGACAUAAUCGAAGGCCAUAUCCAAAGGUGGGGUGACCCCAAGAACGCAAGGAGAUGGGGCUCAACACUCCACAAAGUGAAGAUGGUCAAAGCCGUCAAUCGUUUCUCCCCAUGCGCAACAGUUUAUUUCUAUGGUUUACUCAGCGGCUGCGAUUUACAGAAGAUAUUGAGAGAAGAGGAUGGUCUGGAAGCAACACAGCUACUUACGACACUCGCAGUGAUCAUAGAAGCUGCAGGAGAGUCAGUCAUGGAGUUGGACAGAAUGGCCACUGAUUUGAUGGAUGUUUGCUUGGUUUUGACACCAAUUAGACCUCCAAACGCAAGGAAGGCACUCAUGUUUGCAAUUGCAUGCGCUGUUAGAGUGUUGAAUGACUACAGAGGUAAUGAUAUAAUGGGAGAGUUCCUUGUCAACGCUGCUGAAAAUGAUCCUGAUGAAAAUGUAAGAGAUUUGGCAAUCGGUGUCUGCUCAAUAUUGGCUCAGAGACACGAUGAUUAUCUGAAUAACUUGUUCAAGAAUGUAUAG
Trichomonas vaginalis G3 is the source of this 1791-nucleotide messenger RNA. Its product is annotated as telomere length regulation protein TEL2 family member family. The coding region runs from base 1 to 1791 and encodes 596 amino acids. Lineage: Eukaryota; Parabasalia; Trichomonadida; Trichomonadidae. Gene Ontology annotation, cellular component: cytosol. The record is from RefSeq and is a predicted model, not a curated record. Gene Ontology annotation, molecular function: telomeric repeat DNA binding; Hsp90 protein binding. Gene Ontology annotation, biological process: protein stabilization; telomere maintenance via telomerase. The transcript has a single exon.